AAGUCUUUGGAAUCAUAUUAAUAGAAUAGGACUCAGUCUCUCAUGUAUUCUCUGAUGGAGGAAUGGAUAGAGUAUCUUGAUUACAUCGACGAGACGACCCAGCCCAGCGAUUUCCUUUGGCCUAAUGACACUCCUUCAUUUAGGGAAUUCGAAUUCUCUGCUGUUGAUGUUCCUGCUGCUUUCUCACCGGAAAAAGAGUGCCCUCGCAAAAGGGGACGAACCGAUUCUUCUUGCCCUGGGUCUGGAGCGAAGGCUUGCCGUGAGAAGUUGAGGAGGGAGAGAUUGAAUGACAGGUUUGUGGAGUUGAGCGCUGUUUUAGAACCUGGGAGACCGCCCAAAUCUGACAAGCCUGCUAUUCUUGAUGAUGCCAUAAGGGUUUUGACCCAGCUGAGAGCUGAAGCUCAGGAGCUCAAAGAAACAAAUCAAAAGUUACUUGAAGAAGUAAAAAGUUUAAAGGCAGAGAAGAAUGAACUCCGUGAAGAGAAACUUGUACUGAAAGCAGAUAAAGAAAGGUUGGAGCAGCAGUUGAAAGGUAUGGCAAUUUCACCUUCUGGGUUUGUUCCAACCCACCCAGCAGUCCCAGCUGCAUAUCAUCCCGGGGCAAGCAAGAUGGCAAUGUAUCCUAGCUAUAGUCUGGUUCCAAUGUGGCAUUAUUUACCUCCAUCGGUCCGUGAUACAUCUCGUGAUCAUGAACUUCGGCCCCCUGCUGCUUAGAUGUUUCAUCAAGUAUUUGGAUAAUUUAGAUGCCUUCAUUUACAUUUACUGACAAUCUUAUUGCUUGUUGGCAAUCUAUUUGUCAGCACUGUUUCAAUUGCCUGAUUUAGGUUGGCUGGUGGCAAGUCUGUGUCAGAAUUGUUAAAUGUAGCUAGAAGGCAUUUUGGGAUUAAAACAAUUAGUAAUGUCCAGUGUUCACCAUAUUUUUCUGUAAGAUGGUCCAGUGUUGGUUUUUAACUUUCUGAUGUUUCUAACUGCAUUGUGCAUAUAUUGAAGUUGAUGAAAUUUGAGGAUUGCUUGAAUAAA
This is a messenger RNA of Prunus persica (peach), 1020 nucleotides long. RefSeq names its product transcription factor bHLH104. The record is from RefSeq and is a predicted model, not a curated record. Lineage: Eukaryota; Viridiplantae; Streptophyta; Magnoliopsida; Rosales; Rosaceae. The transcript is spliced from 4 exons. Gene Ontology annotation, biological process: regulation of DNA-templated transcription; intracellular iron ion homeostasis. Gene Ontology annotation, molecular function: protein dimerization activity; DNA-binding transcription factor activity. Bases 43 to 714 code for a protein of 223 amino acids.